Molecule: messenger RNA, 1461 nt
Organism: Mesorhabditis belari
Lineage: Eukaryota; Metazoa; Nematoda; Chromadorea; Rhabditida; Rhabditidae
Source: the annotation of a GenBank genome assembly
AUGCUCUAUCAAUCGGUCACUUCUUUACCACCAACGGAUCCGGGGAGAAAUGAAGAAUGGAGGAAAUUUGGAGAUACGAAGAGACCAGAGAGUAUCCAAGAUGAAUCAGAUGUUUUCCCUCCACUCCCAACUCCAUCUCCGUUAAUCGAACCUUCAACGAUUGAAGCAGAUCAAGAAAGAAAUGAUGAAAUCGAGAUUCCCAAGGAGAUCGAGAAAACGGGAAAACAACAACAAUUUCCCUCAACGAUCACCCCAAUUUCUAACGCGUUUUUGGCUCAAAUUGUAUUGGCCACUCAUGAGAUCACAGAAAGAAAAGAAGAGCUUGAAGUUCGAUUGCAAAAAUUGGUUUGUGAUGGGGCACUGGCAGCACGAGCAGCUCAUUAUAAAUUAACAAAAGCAUCGCUCUUCAAUGAGCAUCCAAUUGGUGAUGUGGAUGUCAAGAUUGACAAAAUGAGAACUGAUGGCUUGGCAACAACGCUGUAUUUCUACACAAAAAUUGAUGGGAAUCUCAUUCCACCGGACAUUGUGAUCAAUGACAUGGCUCAAUUAACCCCACAACAUGUCUCAGCCGUCUUGCAUUACCCACUUGAAAAAUUGAAAACCGAAAAACUACUUGAAGAGGAGCACGCGAACAAAUGGUGGUUGAUAGUGUGCAUUGCUGGUGCAGGGAUAGCGAUUCUGUUAUUUGGCUGGUUUCUACUCGUUUGCUAUUUUAAUAUUUGCGGAAGACCGAUUUAUGUGAGACAAGAAAAAGGAGAUGAGAAUCGAGAUCCGAAUGCUAUGAUUUUGCCAAUAAACUUUGAAGAUUCGACGAUUCAGCAAACGCCCAAUGACGGGCACAAAUCGGUUGUUUUUGCGCCGAUUUUACCCUCUAAUUUUCAUGAGAAUCGACCAAAAUCGAAAAAAGCAAAACGGCCAAUCGAGCUUCCCGUUGAUCAAAUCGAACAAUCAGUAAGGACAGGAGACACCAAAGGGAAUCGGAAAAUUGAGGAUCGAAAAAUUGAUGAUGAAACUUUAUGGAAUGGUGAUGGGUGGAAAAAUCGAGAAGACGAUAAACAAGGAGAAAAAGGAAGGAAUGAAAAUGGGAUGAGAGGAGUGGGAAAAGAAGGAGAACGAGAUUCACAAUCACCCGGGUUGCCAUCACCUACACCCGAAGAAUUUGAUGGCGAGAUCACGCAAAGUUCGUCACAACGCGCGAAACGACGACCAAAAGCUGCCGGAAAGACGAGACCGUUAAGGGAUCGAGAAGGGAAUAUCAUUCGCCGUGGAGAUGGCUCCGAUGUGCUCUGGGAUCACUAUACAGCAGCACAGAAAGUACAUGAGCUGUAUGGAAUUGCGCCUAGAUUUGUAAGUGAGUCCGAUUCCUCAUCAUAUCCUCGACCAAAUCCACCGACAAACGAUGGAGUACUCGAGCUUCGUGUCUCUUCUUUGGCUAAUAAUAGUCUUGUUCAUCAAUUUCUU